Messenger RNA from Vanrija pseudolonga, 2210 nucleotides. RefSeq names its product Sorcin (gene SORCN). The transcript has 4 exons. Gene Ontology annotation, molecular function: calcium ion binding. The record is from RefSeq and is a predicted model, not a curated record. NCBI's taxonomy places the organism in Eukaryota, Fungi, Basidiomycota, Tremellomycetes, Trichosporonales, Trichosporonaceae. Bases 492 to 2057 code for a protein of 521 amino acids.
CUCUCCCUUGCAUCUCACCCAGAUCUGGAUCGGGCUUGUUGUCGGGGGCCACAUCGUCAUUGUCCAGCCCAUCCACUCGCCGACCGCCGCAGCACCCCCACGCCGUGCACGGACCGUUUGUCAAUCUCUCCGGCGACCGAGCUCUCCCUGCGCCGCCGCCGCCAGCGCGCCAGCCCGUAACAGCUCUACUGCGCCGACGCCUCGUUUUUCGACCCCGUUCGAAACCCUCUGCAUCGACGUGCGUGCUCGCGCCGUUGUUUUUCCCCUCUGGUCUUGCGCGCCCGCAUUGUACACGGACGGCACGAGCGCAGCAAGCCUCGAUUCUAUUUUUCCCUGCGUUAAUCUGUGUUUAGAGGCAGCCAGCAGCUAGUUGGACGCACCGACCUGCACGCCUGCCUGGCACUGCAGCGCACCACCCACCCACUGCACCCCAUUGUCACACACACACAAACACGAACAAACGACGGCGACACGCGACAUCUCCUGCAACAAUGUCCUUCCUUGGCAGGCCUUCUGCUGGCGAUUCUCCCUUUGCCAUUGGUGACCGUGCCAUGCGCGACACUUCUUCUCCUCAACCUCCUCAUCAGAAAAACCCACAACCACGCAACCCACAGCCUCCAGGUGCUGCAUACAUGGCCACCCCAUCCCCUUACGGCUCGGUCAGCGACGAGGCACGUCGCCGAUACGAGGAGCGAUACGCAAAGAAGCGCGCAGAGGACGAUGCAAAGCGCCGUCAAGAGGAAGACGAAGCACGCCGCGCUCAGAACCUUCCUCCUCAGCAAGGCGGCGGCGGAUACGGCCCUCCCCCUCCUCAAGCAUGGGGUCAGCCUCAGUCACACUCGCCAUCCACGCCGCAGCGCCAGCCCACCGCUCCGCAGCACCAGGGGAGCUAUCACCAGCCCCCUCCUCCUCAACAGGGCUAUGGUCAGCAGCCGCCCCCUCAACAACAAUACCACGCUCGCCCUCCUCCUCAGCAACAAUACUCGCGUCCUCCUCCCCAGCACCAGCAAUCGCAGGGCCCACCUCCUCAACAGCAGUAUGCGCAGCCCCCGCCUAGGCUGGAUUCGGCGCCAGGCUAUGCCGGAUCGCCGCAGCGACAGUACUCGCAGGCCCCACCACCGAACCAGCAGGGCGCAGCUCUGAGCGCUGCUCAACGCGCCCAGUCCCCGCAAAACUACGGUGCGCCCCAGCAGCGGUACGAGUCGCCACCACCAAACGCAUUCGCGGCCCAUCACAACGCUCCCGUUGGCUCGCCAUCGCCGGCCUCGACUCAGCCCCAGCGUGACCCUCGUCUUGAGCAGCAGCGGUACUCUGGAGGAUCUCAGUACGCCCAGCAGGCUCAGACUCAGCAGCAGGCGUACAGCGGCUACACGUCGCCGCCGCCUCCCCAGCAGCAGCAGCAGCAGGCCGCGCCUCCCCCUCAGCAACAGCAGCAGCAGCAGUACCAGCAGCAGGCUCCGCCACCCCAGCAGCAGCAGCAACGUCCUCCGCCGCAGCAAGUGUCGCCCGCGCCCCCACCAGCUGCUUCCCCCGAGGAUGAGCUCGAGACCUUGUUCAACCAGUUCGACUCGUCGCGAACAGGCCAGCUCAACUCGUGGGAUCUGCAGCGACUGCUCGAGAAGGAUGCGACGAUGGAGGCACGCGAGGACUGCGUCAAAAUGCUCAUGAGCAUCUUCGACACGGACCGCAGCGGCUCGAUCAACUUUAUGGAGUUUGAGGGCCUGUACCGGUACAUCCAAGACUGGCACGGCAUCUUCCGCCGGUUCGACCAGGACAAUUCUGGCCUGAUUGACCGCCGCGAGCUGCACGCCGCACUGCAAGGCUUUGGCUUCUCGCUCCCCUCUGACAUGGUCCGCAAGCUCGAGAAGCGCUUCGCUCCCCCACCCAAGGCUGGCGAGGAGCGCGGCAAGGGCAUUAGCUUUGACCGCUUCUUGAUGGCGUGUGUCACUGUCAAGCACUAUACGGAAGCCUUCCGGCGCUACGACCCCAACAACACUGGCACGGCGACGAUGGACUACCAUGCGUUUAUGGACAUUGUCAUGGAGGCGCCAAGCUAGACGACGACGACGAAGACGACCGAUACGUUCUCAUCCCCAAUCAGCCCGAACUCUCUCUCUCUCUCUGCACUUGUCCUUGAUGGAUCAUCCCGAGUCUCUGUCCGUGACUAUGAUAUAGCAUUUACGAUACCCUCAAUGAAUAGGUGUGAUGGC